AGAUAUUUGUCUCAAGUUCACAUUUCUACUUUAUUGAAUGAUCAGUUUUUGGAUUGGAAUCUCCUUUGUUUGAUUUCUUCUUCUUUGUUAUUUGAGAAAACACGGAAGAAGAUACGUGUAAAUCCAUCACUAUCUUUGAAAUCGUUUAUGAACACACUAGCUUUGUAGAAAUUUUUCUGCAGUGUGUGUUACAUAUGGUGGAAUAUUCAAUAUUAAUAUAUAUAUGGGGAUAAUGAUGAUUGAUUUGUAAGAAGAGAACAUUCAUCGUUGCUGAGUACGAACAAGAAAGAUGGAACGUCUCUUUUCCUUUUAUUCAUUUCUUUGUUUUGUGUUGCUAAUAAGUCGAACUUUUUGUUCUUCAUUUGAGCAUCAUCUUUGCUCUCCCACUGAAGCUUCUGCUUUGCUUCAGUUUAAGCAAUCCUUUGAAGUUAAUUCCGGCUACUCCGACUGUUUUACUUCUUUACCGAAAACAAAGUCUUGGAAUGAGAGUAGGGAUUGCUGCAGUUGGGAUGGAGUCACUUGUGACUUAUUAAACGGUCAUGUUAUCGGGUUAGACCUUAGUUGUAGUAAGCUUGUUGGCACUUUUCAUCCCAAUAGCACCCUCUUCCAACUUCAUCAUCUCCACACACUAAACCUUGCUUACAAUGACUUCAAUUAUUCUUUAAUCCCACAUAACAUUGGCCGAUUGACGAAUUUGAGGCAUCUCAACCUUUCUGAUGCUUGGUUUCAAGGGAAAAUUCCAACGGAAAUCUCAUACCUUUCCAAUUUGGUUUCACUUGAUCUUUCUGGUAAUGAAUGUGAACUUGAUGAGAGAACAUUUGAAACAGUGCUUCGCAACUUCACAAAUAUGGAGGUACUUUCUCUCGUUCUUGUCAACAUCUCUUCUCCAAUACCUGUGAAUUUGUCAACCUCCUUGAGGUACGUUGAUCUUUCUGCUACUUAUCUGCGAGGUGUUCUCCCAGAGAGUCUUUUCCUUGUUCCAAACAGCUUGGAAAGUCUCAGAUUGAGUGAUAAUGAUCUUCUCAAAGGAGUUUUACCAAAGAUCCACGCGAGCAACACUGCUCUGUUGGAGUUGGAUAUUUCAAACACAGGCAUCUCGGGUGAGCUGCCUCAUUCAAUUGGCACAUGGAGUUCCUUGAAUAUCUUGAACCUCUAUGGAUGUCAUUUCUCUGGUUCCAUUCCUGAUUCCAUAGGCAACCUAACACUAAUUACAAAGUUGGAUUUAUCUUAUAAUCAUUUCUCUGGUUCCAUUCCUGAUUCCAUAGGCAACCUAACACAAAUUACAGAGUUGGAUUUAUCUUAUAAUCAUUUCACUGACCACAUUCCUUCCACAAUCUCUAAAUUCAAGCACCUCACACGUUUACAUCUUUCAUCCAACUCCUUCUCAGGUGAAAUUCCUGACGUUUUCUCUAACCUCCAACAACUACGUUAUUUAUAUCUUAAUGAUAACAGCUUCAUCGGUUCAUUUCCUUCCACAGUUUUAAACUUGACACAACUUGAUGCCUUCGACUUGUCGAGUAAUUCCCUAUCUGGCCCACUGCCUGGCAACACAAGCAUGCUUCCAAAACUAACUUCUUUGGAUUUGUCUUACAACUCACUGGAUGGUACCAUACCAUCUUGGGUGUUUAGCCUCCCUUUGCUUCAAUUGUGGCUCAAACAUAACCGAUUCAGAGGAAUAGCCGAUGAAGUGAUCAAAACAAACCCAACAUUAAUACACCUGUAUUUAAGCAAUAAUCAACUUAGUGGUUUUUUUCCUCAAUCACUUGCGAAUCUCACAAAUCUUUAUAUCCUUGACCUUUCAUCAAAUAACAUCACCGGUGAUGCGGUACCAAAUAUCACUUUUCCUAGUCUAGGAAUUUUGGAGUUAUCAUCUUGUGAACUGAAGGAUUUUCCACUUUUCUUGAGAAAUGUAAACACACUUGAGGCAUUGGAUAUUUCUAACAAUAAGAUUCGUGGUCAAAUCCCUAACUGGUUUAGUGGCAAGAGGUGGGAGUCCUUGUUGCACCUAAAUCUUUCGCAUAAUUCAUUAACAGGCCACCUACCACAAUUUCAUAAUUACCAUAGUCUAGAGUAUCUUGAUGUUAAAUUUAACUCCCUUAAGGGUCCACUACCUUCAUCCAUUUGUAACAUGAACAAGCUUGAAUUUCUAGAUUUAUCACACAACAACUUCAGUAACUCGAUUCCAAGUUGCUUGCGAAGCAUGGCUAGUCUAACGGUACUGGACUUAAGAAGGAACAAUUUCACAGGGAGUAUUCCACCAUUAUGUGCACACAACACUUCAUUGAGAACCAUUGUCCUGAAUGGUAAUCAAUUUGAAGGACCUGUCCCGAUGUCGUUGCUCAACUGUGAUAGUUUAGAAGUUCUUGAUUUGGGGAAUAACGCUAUAAAUGACACGUUUCCAGCUUGGCUAGGAACACUUGAACAACUGCAGGUCCUAAUAUUAAAGUCCAGUGUGUUCCAUGGACCAAUAAGUACUUGUCAGACUAAGUUUUGCUUUCCCAAGUUGCGAAUUUUUGAUCUUUCUAGUAAUGAAUUCAGUGGCUCACUUCCUGCAAAAGUUUUUGGAAACUUCAAGGCAAUGAUCAAAUUAGAUGGUGAAGACAGAGGAGAGAUCAAGUACAUGAAACAAGUUACGAAGUCAGCUUACACAUCAUAUGAGGAUUCAGUGAGUUUGGUGAUCAAAGGGCAGAAUAUUGAGCUACAAAGAAUCAGCACAAUUAUGACAACCAUAGAUCUCUCAAGCAACCAUUUUGAAGGUGUCAUUCCGGAAACACUAAAAGAUCUCAGCUCACUUUGGCUACUCAAUUUAUCCCAUAACAAUCUCAUAGGUCAUAUUCCAAUGGAACUGGGGCAACUAAAUAUGCUUGAAGCAUUAGAUCUCUCUUGGAAUCGUCUUACUGGAAAGAUACCAAAGGAAUUGACAACAAUGAACUUUCUGGAGUUCUUAAACCUCUCUCAAAAUCAUCUCAUCGGACCAAUUCCUAUCGGUCCACAAUUCAACACAUUUGAAAAUGAUUCGUAUGGUGGAAACCUUGAUUUAUGUGGUCCUCCUUUAUCAAAGCAAUGUGGAACGAGUGAUCCAUCACAUGCUCUUCAGCCAUUAGGGUCUGAAGAAGAUGAAGACGAGUCAUAUUUUUUUAGUGGAUUUACGUGGGAAUCCGUAGUCAUAGGCUACAGUUUUGGACUCGUUGUUGGAACUGUCAUGUGGAGCCUCAUGUUUAAAUAUCGUAAGCCAAAAUGGUUUGUCAAAUUUUUUGAAGGCAUUUUCCCCAAGAAAAUGAGAAGGUCACAGAAGAGAAGGCUGAGACUGCGAAUUUAAUUGAAGAUUGAAAGUAAUGUUGGAAUUAUCCCAAUCACCUCUUUCUGCAUUUUUUGUUCUGCUAAUGAGCUAACAAAGUUUCAUAUUAGUAGUUGAAAAGAAAUAUAAAUUACUAAGUAUCAUCAGAA
Molecule: messenger RNA, 3447 nt
Organism: Solanum pennellii
Lineage: Eukaryota; Viridiplantae; Streptophyta; Magnoliopsida; Solanales; Solanaceae
Product: receptor-like protein 6
Exons: 1
Coding region: 290-3319 (1009 amino acids)
Molecular function (GO): protein binding
Source: RefSeq, a predicted model, not a curated record